CCAUGUUUGGUUUUUCAGUACGUUAACCUCUGCAGCCCCCUUGACUUCUUGUCUUCUGUCUUCGGCUGUCUCGCUUCCUUCACCUUAAUCCAGCAGCGCCGGUCUGGCGCGCGCCCCCGGCGCUCUGUUGGCAGCAGCGGGGACGCGCAGAGCCAGGAGGCGUCAGCGGGGCGAAGACUCGUCUCAUCUGCAGAGAGACAGACUCUGAGCGACGUGAACCGUCCGGGAGCAGAGGAGAGGAUGAAGCUAACAGCUUUCCUGCUGGUGUUUGGAGCCGUCCUGAGCUUCUGUCAGGCUCAGUCGGAGACGGGAGGCGAGGAGACGGGCGGGGAGGAGGAACAUGUGGAGCUCUUCACCACACCGACGACUAAGAUGGGUGCCGCCACCUCAGACUUCGGCUACAACCUGUUCCGCGCUCUGGCGAGCAGCGAAGCUUCAACUAACGUCUUCCUUGCCCCCAUCAGUGUGUCAGCGGUGCUGACGCAGCUCUCCAUGGGAGGGUCUGAGCGUGCUCAAAAGCAGCUGUUCAGGGCUCUGAGGUACCACACCCUGCAGGACCCGCAGCUCCACAGCACCCUGAAAGCCCUGCUAGCCUCGGUCAGGACGUCCGGGAAAGGCCUGAGCACUGCCGCUCGCCUCUACCUGGCACGACGACUUCGUCUGAAGCAGGAGUUCUUCCCGCUUGUGGAGCAGCAGUAUGGAGUUCAGCCCCAGGCAUUGCAGGGAGGAACCAAGGAUCUUAAAGAAAUCAAUGACUGGGUGGCUCAGGAGACGGGCGGGAAGGUUCAGCGCUUCCUGGUCAAGAGCCUCCCCCGAAACUCUGGAGUGAACGCUGUGAGUGCUGCCUAUUUUAAAGGGAAAUGGGCGACUCGGUUCAGUCAAAGUGGAGCAAUGGAGAACUUCCAAGUGGACGGCGGGGCACCUGUUCGCAUUCCCAUGAUGCAACAGGAUAACUACCCCGUGAAGAUUGGUGCCGACUCAGAUUUGAGCUGCACGAUCGCUCAGAUCCAGAUGCAGGACGACGUCAGCAUGUUCAUCUUCCUGCCCGAUGACGUGACCUCCAACAUGACACUGCUGGAGGAGAGUCUGACUGCCGAGUUCGUCCAGGACCUCUCCAUGACGCUCCUUCCUGCCCAGGUGUCCCUCACUCUGCCCACCCUGAGGCUCAGCUACUCCACAGACCUGCUGCCGCUGCUCAGUGAUCUGGGUCUCUCUGAUUGGCUAGCGGACACGGACCUGGAGAAGAUCUCGGCUCAGCCUGCCAAGCUCAGCAGCGUCAAUCAUAAGGUUGUCAUGGAAAUGGCACCCGAGGGGAACCUAUACCCCAGUAGCACCUCAACGGCAAGCCACCUGUCCUACCGAGUGGACCGCCCCUUCCUCUACCUGAUCCGGGACGAAGCGUCGGGGGCGCUGCUCUUCAUCGGCAGGGUGGUCAACCCCAAGGCCCUGACGAUAUAACACACACACACACACACACACACACACACACACACACACAGGUUAGCAGGUCCUAGGAGGAUUUCAGGUGUUUGCUUUGCGUUUGUGGUGGCAGAUAUUUGCGAGGAUAUUUGAUUUUGAUUUGAUUUGACAUGAUACUUUUCAUGUUGAAACAUGUUAAUCUGACAGGAAACUCAAACACACUGACGAUACUCUGAGAUCGCCAAAGGAUUGUUUAAAAAAAAAUAUUGUCCUUUGUGUAAAAAGAAAUAAACAAGACAAUGAAACAAAA
This is a messenger RNA of Siniperca chuatsi (mandarin fish), 1729 nucleotides long. RefSeq names its product serpin peptidase inhibitor, clade F (alpha-2 antiplasmin, pigment epithelium derived factor), member 1 (gene serpinf1). The record is from RefSeq and is a predicted model, not a curated record. Gene Ontology annotation, molecular function: serine-type endopeptidase inhibitor activity. Gene Ontology annotation, biological process: negative regulation of angiogenesis; negative regulation of endopeptidase activity. NCBI's taxonomy places the organism in Eukaryota, Metazoa, Chordata, Actinopteri, Centrarchiformes, Sinipercidae. The coding region runs from base 241 to 1458 and encodes 405 amino acids. The transcript is spliced from 8 exons.